Molecule: messenger RNA, 4838 nt
Organism: Nerophis ophidion (straightnose pipefish)
Lineage: Eukaryota; Metazoa; Chordata; Actinopteri; Syngnathiformes; Syngnathidae
Product: protein Wnt-2b-like
Exons: 5
Coding region: 309-1397 (362 amino acids)
Biological process (GO): neuron differentiation; cell fate commitment; multicellular organism development
Cellular component (GO): extracellular region
Molecular function (GO): frizzled binding; cytokine activity
Source: RefSeq, a predicted model, not a curated record
UCAGUGUCGGCGCGUCCCCACUCGCUCCUUUUCCCUUCCACGCCACCUCCGUGGUUCUCAUUUCCCACACUUUCUCCUGACGUUUCUCACCUGACGCCGUCCCGGCGGUGUGCACGCGCGAAUCGUGCGUGUACGCGCGCGCAUGUGCGUGCGUAACGACCCCCCCGGACUACGAACCACGUCUCCCACGAGAGGUGGAGCGCACGCGCCCCGGCCGGGGUGAUGGCGCGCCUGGUGCGCACGCAUCACAAUCGCGGGAGGUGAGAGAAAAGGAAAGCAAAACAUUAGUGCGUCACAUCAAGUCCGCUAUGGCGCGCCGGAAGUCGCCUCCGGACUCCAAACCUUUGUCCAAAGUCUACUUUCUGAUUUGGCUGCUGCUCAUCUUCACGCCCAGAGUGGAUUCAUCGUGGUGGUACAUCGGCGCGUUGGGGGCGCGGGUGAUCUGCGACAACAUUCCGGGCCUGGUGAACAAGCAGCGGCAGCUCUGCCAGCGCCACCCGGAACUGAUGCAGUCCAUCGGGGAGGGCGCCAAGGAGUGGAUCAAGGAGUGCCAGCACCAGUUCAGACACCAGCGCUGGAACUGCAGCACCCUGGACCGGGACCACACCGUGUUUGGCAGGGUGAUGCUGCGAAGCAGCAGAGAAGCGGCGUUCGUGUACGCCAUCUCCUCGGCGGGCGUGGUCUACGCCAUCACCAGGGCCUGCAGCCAGGGCGAGAUCAAGAACUGCAGCUGCGACGGCCUCAAGCGCAGACAAGCCAGCGACCACCGGGGCGACUUCGCCUGGGGCGGCUGCAGCGACAACGUCAACUACGGCGUCAAGUUCGCCAAGGCCUUCGUGGACGCUCGCGAGAGGAUGGUGAAGGACGCCCGGGCGCUCAUGAACCUGCACAACAACCGCUGUGGACGCAUGGCGGUGAAGCGCUUCAUGAAGCUGCAGUGCAAGUGCCACGGCGUCAGCGGAUCCUGCUCCGUGAGGACCUGCUGGCUGGCCAUGUCCGACUUCAGGCGAACGGGCGACUACCUUUGCAAGAAGUACAACACGGCCGUGGAGGUGACCAUGAACCAGGACGGCACGGGCUUCAUGGUGGCCGACAGGGACUCCAAAGGCAGCGCCAAGAACGAGCUGGUGUACGUGGAGAACUCGCCGGAUUACUGCCUCAUGGACCGAGCCACAGGAUCAACGGGCACGGCGGGCCGGGUGUGCAACAAAUCCUCCCAGGGCACGGACGGCUGCGAGGUGAUGUGCUGUGGGCGGGGCUACGACACCACGCGGGUCCCACGCCGCAGCCAGUGCGAGUGUAAGUUCGACUGGUGCUGCGAGGUGAAGUGCAAAUACUGCGAGGACGUGGUGGACGUCCACACCUGCAAGCCCCACGAUUGGUUAAUCCGAACCUAGAGACGGGAUUUUUUUUUGUUUUCCACUCUCAAAACAUUUUCCCAGGAUCUUUACAGACUGCAAACUGGAAAAUAUGUCCAGUUAUUCAUUGCGAGCUGCUUUAUUUGGAUGUGGCUGACGAAUGUUUGACAGCACUAAUAUUAGCCAGAAUAUUUAGCACGCCGACAGAAAGAGAUAAGCCAGAGUGCGACUUUCCAUUUUUUUUAAAAAGCGCUACACAGCUGCUGAAAUGAAUGAAAUUGAAUUUCCUUUGCUGCUAUCGUGGACUUUGCAAAAAAAAAAAAGUUCCUCAUGUUGACAUUGGACACUUUUUCUCCCACAUUCACUUUUUAUGCCUCAUUGAAAUCUUGUUCAUUUCUACCUCUGCUCUUUGUCUUUGCUUGUUUUGAGUCACACAUUCAACCUCAAGACACUUUUUUUUUUUUUUCCCUCUGGAUGUUUUCAUUUCGUGGCCACAAACUAAAUUUCCAAAUAUUUUGAGUAUUUACAGUGGGGCGAAAAAGUAUUUAGUCAGCCACCGAUUGUGCAAGUUCUCCCACUUAAAAUGAUGACAGACGUCUGUAAUUUUCAUCGUAGGUACACUUCAACUGUGAGAGACAGAAUGUGAAAAAAAAAAUUCACAUUGUAGGAAUUUUAAAGAAUUUAUUUGUAAAUUAUGGUGGAAAAUAAGUAUUUGGUCAACCAUUCAAAGCUCUCACUGAUGGAAGGAGGUUUUGAUUCAAAAUUACACGAUACAUGGCCCCAUUCAUUCUUUCCUUAACACGGAUCAAUCGUCCUGUCCCCUUAGCAGAAAAACAGCCCCAAAGCAUGAUGUUUCCACCCCCACGCUUCACAGUAGGUGUGGUGUUCUUGGGAUGCAACUCAGUAUUCUUCUUCCUCCAAACACGACAAGUUGAGUUUAUGCCAAAAAGUUCUAUUUUGGUUUCUUCUGACCACAUGACAUUCUCCCAAUCCUCUGCUGUAUCAUCCAUGUAUCCAUUUUGGUAUAAACUCAACUGGUCGUGUUUGGAGGAAGAAGAAUACUGAGUUGCAUCCCAAGAACACCACACCUACUGUGAAGCAUGGGGGUGGAAACAUCAUGCUUUGGGGAAAAACAGCCCCAAUAAAUGUUGUUUCCACCCCCAUGGGUAAAAACAGCCCCCAAGCAUGAUAAUUCCACCCCCGUGCUUCACAGUAGGUAUGGUGUUCUUGGGAUGCAACUCAGUAUUCUUCUUCCUCCAAACACGACGAGUUGAGUUUAUACCAAAAUGGAUAGAUGGAUGAUACAGCAGAGGAUUGGGAGAAUGUCAUGUGGUCAGAUGAAACCAAAAUAGAACUUUUUGGUAUAAACUCAACUCGUCGUGUUUGGAGGAAGAAGAAUACUGAGUUGCAUCCCAAGAACACCAUACCUACUGUGAAGCAUGGGGGUGGAAACAUCAUGCUUUGGGGCUGUUUUUCUGCUAAGGGGACAGGACGAUUGAUCCGUGUCAAAGGGGAACAUUAUCACAAUUUCAAAAGGGUUAAAAACAAUAAAAAUCAGUUCCCAGUGGCUGGUUUUAUUUUUCGAAGUUUUUUUCAAAACUUUACACCUCUCGGAAUAGCCCUAAAAAAAGCUUUAAAGUUCUUGAUUUUCGUUAUUUGCGAUGCAACUGUCCAUUUCCCUGUCACGUCAUACAGUGCUGCCAAUACCAACAACAUGGCGGUUACCACAGCAAGAUAUAGCGACAUUAGCUCGGAUUCAGACCCGGAUUUCAGCGGCUUAAGCGAUUCAACAGAUUACGCAUGUAUUGGAACAGAUGGUCGGAGUAUGGAGGCUGAUAGCGAAAACGAAAUUGAAGAAUAAACUGAAGCUAUUGAGCGAAUGGCUAUUGACGCUAUUCGGCCAUAGCAUGGGUGUACUUAAUGAAGUGGCCCAUAGCAUGGCUGCCUUAUUAGCAUCGCCGGUAUAAUGUGCGGACCAAAAGAUCAGGACUUUGGCAUUUGUGACACUGGAGCCACUUAAAUCCGUUGAUUGGUAAGUGUUUGUUUCGCAUUAAAUGUGGGUAUCUAGUUUCAAAUGUACAUACAGCUAGUGUAAAUAGCAUGUUAGCAUCGAUUAGCGUAGCAUGUUAGCAUCGAUUAGCUGGCAGUCAUGCCGCGACCAAAUAUGUCUGAUUAGCACAUAAGUCAACAACAUCAACAAAACUCACCUUUGUGAUUUCGUUGACUUAAUCGUUGCAAAUGCAUUUGCAGGUUAUCCAUAAAUCUCUGUGCCAUGUCCGUCUUAGCAUCGCCGGUCCAAUGUGAAGACACUUUGGUACAUUCAAUGGGGGUCUGGUGGCAGAUUUCUUGCCAGUGGUGCAACUUGAAUCCCUCCCUGUUAGUGUUGUUACACCCUCCGACAACACACCGACGAGGCAUGAUGUCUCCAAGGUUCCAAAAAAUAGUCGAAAAAACGGAAAAUAACAGAGCUGAGACCCGGUGUUUGUAAUGUCCAUCCAUCCAUUUUCUACCGCUUAUUCCCUCUUGGGGUCGCGGGGGCGCUGGCGCCUAUCUCAGCUUGUAAUGUGAAAAUGAAAAUGGCGGGUGUGUUACAUCGGUGACGUCACGUUCUGAUGUCAUUGCUACACGACCGAUAAACAGAAAGGCGUUUUAUUCGCCAAAAUUCACCCAUUUAGAGUUCGGAAAUCGGUUAAAAAAUUACAUGGUCUUUUUUCUGCAACAUCAAGGUAUAUAUUGACGCUUACAUAGGUUUGCUGAUAAUGUUCCCCUUUUAAGGAAAGAAUGAAUGGGGCCAUGUAUCGUGAGAUUUUGAGCCAAAACCUCCUUCCAUCAGUGAGAGCUUUGAAUGGUUGACCAAAUACUUAUUUUCCACCAUAAUUUACAAAUAAAUUCUGUAAAAUUCCUACAAUGUGAAUUUUUUUUUUCACAUUCUGUCUCUCACAGUUGAAGUGUACCUAUGAUGAAAAUUACAGACCUCUGUCAUCAUUUUAAGUGGGAGAACUUGCACAAUCGGUGGCUGACUAAAUACUUUUUUGCCCCACUGUAGGUUAGAAAAAAACUGCAUUAUUAUUAUUUUUUUAAUGCACCAGCACAUGCGUUCCUUAGCUAGAAAAAAACAAAAACAAACGAAACACCGGGUUUGAAAUCAGGCCAAAGACGUGGCAGACUUUUCAACAUCUGCUUCAUGCCUCUUAAGCCCCCAGAUAUCCAAACCUUACAAGGGCCACUAAACGAACUUGACAACAAGCCGCAAAAUGCAAAGCGUCAACACAUUUUUUUUUUUUCCAAGUGCGCUGAGAGCCAAAGUAAAGUGUUUUGCAAAAGGCCAAGGAAGAAAAAAGGGAAAGUAAAUGAGUGUUUUUUUUGUACAACGGCGUGCUCGGUGGUCACAACAAACCAUCGCACUUGCUGAGGCACGCAUUAUGCUUUUGUCUGUAAUUGCUGCUCGAAGAAAUAAAAAGAACUGAUUGUCAAAAAUAA